GUCAAGACUAUUCCAUUGGAAAUGAGAAUUUUCAAGCAAUAUGGUUAGUUUUUCGAGUUAUACAUGUCUUAGACGCUCAAAAAUAUUAUUUACAGUGUCUUUGAGAGGAAUCAUACAGUGCAAUAAGAUAAGGCUGCCAGUGACUUGUCGCAAAUUGGGAUAUUCUGUCAGAGGUGCACAGAGCUCAUCAACAUCAUGGACUACCGACUGUGAACAGCUAGAAUUAUACCAACAAGUGAAAAAGGCAGUUCAGUCAGAAAACAUCGAUGAGGUCUUGGAGAUUAUGCGAUGCGCGAAAGCUCGCAACGUUGUGCCCCACACCAAGACGAUUGCUUUAGCAAUGCAUUCUUGUUUACUAGUUAACAGACAUCAAGAUUUAGAUAAACUCUAUGCUGUUAUGCAAUCAAAUUAUGUGUCAAUAGGUGAAGGCGUGCGCGCUAUUCUUAUACGCUCCUAUACAGCAAGGCAGAUGUGGGAGCAUGCAAUUGCAGAACUCUCGAUAGAAGAUAACACCCAGCUUCCAAGACACACAAGGUCCUUUAACCCCGUGAUUAUAGGAUUGGCCAAAUAUGGGCAUGUAUCCAAAGCAUUUGAGCUUUUUGAGAGGAAGAAUAAUAUUGAGACCUCUUCCAAAAAAGAUGUUGGUUUGGUAUUGAACGUAGAAUUGCUGAAUGCAUUACUUCGCGCAUGUUUUAUAGCCCCUCUUGGUAAUGUGGAUGGCAAAGAUAGAUCAUUUGGCAAGUAUGACACAUGGAAUUAUAAAGAUACAAAUGAUCAAACUAAUUUAAGUCACAGAUUAAAUUCUUUUGACUAUUCUAAUGAAGAGCAAGUUGAACUUCAUUCCCUUGGUACAAAGGUGUUUGAUUUUCUAAAUAAAUCAGGCAACAAGCUCCCAUCAGAAGUGACUGCCGUAGAAGAAUGGUUUAAAAAUGACCCAGUCCUAUCAUGGAAGUGGAGAACUUGUCAAAUCAACCAGACUGGCUUUUGUAACAAAUGUCAAGCUAAUUUAAGGAUCAAGCUCGCUGAAAACUAUUUCCAAGAUUUGGAAAAUGAGAUGUUACAUGUGCUUGAGGAUCCAAUUAGCAUUAAGGAAAGACUAAAUCUGAGUAAGAAAAGCCACAUUGAGUUUGUAUCAUUCAAGGAAGUAUUGAGAUCAACUAAACAUCAUUUUGAUGUCAUCAUAGAUGGACAGAAUGUUGCUUUUGAGCGAGCUAGAAAGGCAUGGGGCACUCACAGAUUCAACUACAGAAGGAUCAAGAAUAUGGUAGCUUAUUUUGCAGCAAAAAACAAAACUAUCCUCUUGGUUUUACACAAGCAUUCCUUAGAGAAAGACCUGUCAUUGGAUUUUCUUAACUCAUUGAAAGGAUUGUGUGAGGUUUAUGUAACACAGACAAACAUGAAUGAUGAUCUCUUGCUUCUUUAUGCAUGUGCAAUCAAUGGCAUGGAAAAUGACAGAACAAGCAUUGUCACUGGUGACAAAUGGAGGGAUCACCGGCAUUUGCUUCCCCAAGAGCUGCAUUGGAAAUUCCUUAAAUGGGUUCGGCUGAAUCAGAUAACCUUCAAAGAAAGCAAGAAUGGAAGGCUACAUUUUUACAGAAACUUUUUUGAUCCAGUUGUUCAAAAGUCAUUUAAAAGAUGGCAUUUUCCCCGAACAGAUGGCACCUGGAACUGUGCUGAGAUUCAAACCAAGUGUGAUUAGCAACGACAAAUUAGAGUAGAAAUGAAGAAAUAGUCUAUUUUUUAAAUCUCCUUCAAAUGUUUAUUUUAGUAUUUUGAUAUCUUUUUUCACUCCACAGACAUUUUACUAGGGGUGGGCUCAAGGGGUAUGUGACCCCAGUACAUAUAAUUUGGCUUAUUGUUUGCAAGAGUUUAACCAUUUGGGAUGCUAUAUGUAUCUUCAUCUACUUUAAGUAUAUUCUAACUUGAACCGGUACUCUAUGUACUUGGAUGUGUCUGUCAGUUUAAACAACAGACCAAGGGUCCAAACAAGAGACCAAGAUUCUUUUGAUUUUACAUUCAUUGUACUGUAAGAUAGGUCAUAAUAAGAUGGGUAUCAAUGUCAUCAGGGCUGUGCCUUUUUCAGUCAGUGUUGGGGCGUGUGAAAAGUCCCUGAGGUAAAGCAAAUAAUGAACAUUACUUAAUUAACUUUGUUAAUUAUAUUAAAAUGGUCACAACUUAUCUCAGCCAUUUCACAGGAGCCUGUUCCUCCUCUAAUAAACAUCAAUUUCAAUAGAAUUAAAAUUACGAGAAUAGAAAGGCCUGUGCAAACAUUUCAUACAAUAACAUCAGUAUUAUGGCAUUUUUAUAGCAGUGGUACUAUAACAAAAAAUGAAAUAUUUGUUUCUACAGAAAAUAAACAAUUAUUUGUCACCCA
This is a messenger RNA of Nematostella vectensis (starlet sea anemone), 2374 nucleotides long. Its product is annotated as mitochondrial ribonuclease P catalytic subunit. NCBI's taxonomy places the organism in Eukaryota, Metazoa, Cnidaria, Anthozoa, Actiniaria, Edwardsiidae. Gene Ontology annotation, biological process: mitochondrial tRNA 5'-end processing; tRNA 5'-leader removal. Gene Ontology annotation, cellular component: mitochondrial ribonuclease P complex. The transcript has a single exon. The record is from RefSeq and is a predicted model, not a curated record. Bases 41 to 1699 code for a protein of 552 amino acids. Gene Ontology annotation, molecular function: ribonuclease P activity; protein binding.